UUGAUGGUGAAUUUAAAACAAAAAACAAAUGUGUUUGAACACCGUAUCAAUCAAUAAUUCAAUGUGGGAAAAUCAAACGAAGUUCAAAUGAAAAUUAAUAACAUAGUUCAGCGUCUUCGAUAAUAUUCCACCGUUGACAAUUAAAAGUCGAAUUUGAAGUGGCAUUUGCAACAUUUCUGCUUUGCUUAUGCAUCUUACUUACACAGCGAUUACCGUUUUUUUUGUUGUUGUUGAUUAAUCGAAAUAAUUGUUUUGUGAUUGAAUGUCAAAUGAAGAGAGACUAUUUACAACAAAGAACAACAAAUCGCUUUUGUGUUUUCUGAUUGAUGUGCGUUCGUUGGAAUUUUGCUAGCAAAAUAUAAAAUUGUUCGAGACACAUUACUAAAUGAAUGAAAUCAAUUUCAUUUACCGACGUAGUGACUUCAGUAGUGGGGAAAAAAUACAAAACAAAACAAUUACGACAGACGAACAUAAUAGAUUAAAAAUAUAACUCACAUCCGAUUGAAAUUCAUGAAAAUUGAAGAGGCUGCACAAAUUCGAAACAUUUUGGUAUACGCAACGUCAAAGCAAUCAUCAUGUUUGUCAAUGUUUCAAAUAAUUUCGUAGUUUUGUGAUUUCACGUCCUAUUUUGAGGCACACUCGCGCGCAUAUUUGAAAACGCGAUUGCUGAAUGGAGACAAAGCGGCACAGAUCAUUUUCAAAUAAGGACUAGAGCAUCACUCUUUUGUUUAAAAUUCGAUUGAAGCACGUAAUUAUCAUUAGAGCGAUGCCGUCGAUUUUCAAAAAUCCAAGAAAUUUGAAAGGCCUUAAAUUGCUACGCAGUUUACUUGGCACCGAUGCUGGUCCGAAUAAGGUAAUCGAGAUCAAAACUGAUUCGCUGGGAAAUUUGCCAGUGUUGCUACGUGAUGAGGGAAUGGUAUUGUAUGGGCCGGCACUUGGCCAAAUUGAAAAUCGAAAAAUCCAGUAUGAAAUUGUAAUGAAUCGACUAUGCAGCGACAAUCUGAACACAGCAUUCAGCUUGUACCGUGCAACAAAUCAGACUGAAGCCGAAGAAAAAUUCAACUCUUUUUUGCAUCGACUGCCAACGUUUGUUUCAAUUGCCAAAGAGAUGUAUAACAUAAAUGGUCUACAAAAAGUGUGCGACAUUCUUUUGGAGAAUCCAUCGUGGACAAUAGCUCAUUUGAUCACGAAUUUUAAUUUAACCGAAUACAUAAAUCAUCCUAAAGUAUUGGAUCUAAUUGAUGAGGCUGACUAUGUUACAAACAUGACACCAAUUCAACUAGCUAUCAAAUGCAGUCACCUCGAAAUGGUUAAAAAACUAUUACCGCAGUGUAAACUCAAUCAUUUGGAUAAUAAUAUGAAUUCGAUAUUUCAUUAUGCAGCACCAACCACGAAAGAAAUCAUCAAUUUAUUAGUCACAAAAAGCACUGAAAACAUAAAUAAUUUGAACAACGAAGGCUAUACACCGUUACAUCUGAGCUGUCAAUGGGAUAAACCGGACUGCGUAAAAGCAUUGCUGGCCGCUGGUGCUGAUGCCAAUAUACAAAGUGCUAAAACUAAAGGACCAAAUAAUAACAGUACUAUAGCCGUUUGCCGUGAAUUGGACACACGCAAAUUGGCAACCAGUGAAAUGAAAAAUGGUGGAACACCAUUGCACUGGAGCACUUCACGCGAAGUGUUGUUAGAGUUAAUUUUACGCGGAUGCAAUGUAAAUGCUGUCAAUUUUGACGAAAAGAGUGCACUGCAUAUUAUGGUCGAAAAGAACAGCAUUGAGUGUGCCGUUGCAUUGUUAGCACACGAGGCUGAAGUGGAUAUUGUUGACAAAGAUGGUAAUACACCGUUGCAUAUUGCCAUUGAAAAGAAACUACUGCCAAUGGUACAGUGUCUAAUUGUGUUUGGUGCUGAUUUCGAUCGACCAAAUGGACAAGGAAAAACGCCACGUCAUAUGGUUGGCAAAAGCUCACAUCGAAAUGCAGACGAUAAUAUUUUGUACAUUCUUCAUUCGGUUGGUGCACUGCGUUGCCAUGAGAGCAAUACAACUUGUCCCAGUGGUUGUAACUUCAGCGGUGAUUACAAUGGUAUUCCACCGGAGCAACCCGAAUCACCGGAACGUCGUGAACAAAUUUACCAAGUGUUAGCAUCCACAAGUCGAUCGCAUCGAAAUAACAUAGCCAAUAAUAUUACCAACUUUCUAUCGAAUUCAUCCAGCAUAGACUCACCAACUGGUCCUCAGGAGCCAGUUCGAGCGAUUGUUGAUGUGAGCGCUGAGGAAAAAGGACGUACAAUUAUGGAUACUUUGUUGAGUAUGUUUUUGAAGAAGGAAACAGCACCAAAUCUCAUCCGUUUUGACAAUGAAUCGGAAACGAUAAGUCAUGGUGACGAAGCGGACGAAGACAUGGAAGGUGUUGAUGCAGCCGAUGGUGAAAAUGAUGAAACCGAAACCACCGUCCAUACAACCACCGAAACCAAUGAAAAACGUUCGGAGUUGGGUCGUGGACGGCUAUUAUGUAUGGAUGGCGGUGGUAUUCGUGGAUUGGUUUUGGUACAAAUGCUAUUGGAAAUUGAGCAUAUAGCAAAUACACCAAUACAUCAUAUGUUUGAUUGGGUUGCCGGUACAAGUACGGGUGGAAUAUUGGCGUUAGCACUGGGCGCCGGUAAAACAAUGAAACAAUGCAUGUGCUUGUAUCUGCGCAUGAAAGAACAGGCAUUUAUUGGUUCACGUCCAUACACCAGUGACAAUCUUGAGAAUUUAUUGAAAGACACUUUAGGUGCAAAUACGGUUAUGACUGACAUAAAAAAUCCCAAGGUUAUGGUUACAGGUGUUAUGGCUGAUCGGAAACCAGUUGAUUUACACUUUUUCCGCAACUAUAAAUCGGCUAGUGAUAUUCUGGGCAUCGUAACACCAGAUCAAAAUCGUCGUUGUCCUCCACCACCGCCUGAUAAGCAACUCAUUUGGAAAGCAGCUCGUGCAACUGGUGCUGCACCAUCAUAUUUCCGAGCAUUCGAUUACUUUUUAGAUGGUGGCCUUAUCGCAAAUAAUCCAACAUUGGAUGCAAUGACCGAGAUUCAUGAAUAUAAUAUGGCUUUACACAGUGUUGGACGAAAAUCGGAAAUAAUGCCCGUUUCAGUGGUUGUUUCACUUGGCACUGGAUUAAUUCCAGUCACUGAACUAAAGGAUAUCGAUGUUUUUCGACCUGAAAGUUUGAUUGAUAUGUAUAAAUUAACUCAAGGCGCAUCGGCCAUUGGUAAUUUGCUUGUCGAUCAAGCAACAGCCGCAGAUGGACGAGUUGUUGACCGAGCAAGAGCCUGGUGUAGUAUGAUUGGAACACCAUAUUUCCGAUUCAAUCCACAAAUGUCCGAGGAUAUUGCAAUGGACGAGAAAAACGACAUAAAACUAAUUAAAAUGUUAUUUGAGGCUAAAGCUUAUAUGCAUAAAAAUCGAAAUAAGGUCAUCGAAAUGAUAAAUUUAAUCAAAUAGAUUAGAAAACAAUACAUCCUCAAUUCUCUAUACAAACUGUUAUUUGUUAUUUUGUCAACAAUUUGAUGUAAGAAAAAAAAAUCACCUCACUUUAUCUAUCGAUGUCAUAAAAUAUGUUAACUAUUGAAAAAGAUUUUAAGAGAAAACCAAAAAAAAAAAAAAAAAAAAAACAAUUGCACACGUUCCAAAUAAAACGGAAACCAACUACAAUUACAGUGUACAUUUUCAAAUAUCGGCUCAUUUGUUCGUAGCCUGAAUGCAGGUUUAUUCAUAAUAGAAUAUGUCUUUUCUUGCUUGUAUUGAAUUGUUGUUGUGAUUUCUAAACGUUAAGUAAUGUGAUGUAUUAAAAUUAUUUAUUUAUCGAAAGAAAAUCUCAUAUUGAAUACCAGCGUUGCACACUGAAAAUAAAAAAAUUUAACAGUUCGGUGAACAAAAAAAAUUCAAAAUUCACAACUUAAAACCAAGGUGAAAGUUCAGGAUGUUCAUAAAUUCCAAUUACUUUUAAAAUCUGAUCGCUCACUGUACUCCAUUUAUAAAGAAAAUAAAAAAGACGAUUAAAUGUGAAUGGAUCCAAUGCAUUCCUUCGUAAAGAAAACAGAAAAGAUUUAUUUAUUCAGAAAAUGAAGAAAAAAAUGUUCAGCAACAAAAAAAAGUAUUUAAACCAUCAGAAAUGACAUAACACAAAAUCUCUAUACUUUUAGUAACUUAUUCACAACAAUGUAGUAGUUGAAAUCGUUAAUGUGCCAAAGUUGGAAAUAAAAUUGACGUUUUUUUUUUUGUGUUUCGCUUUUUAAA
Molecule: messenger RNA, 4273 nt
Organism: Contarinia nasturtii (swede midge)
Lineage: Eukaryota; Metazoa; Arthropoda; Insecta; Diptera; Cecidomyiidae
Gene: iPLA2-VIA
Product: 85/88 kDa calcium-independent phospholipase A2
Exons: 15
Coding region: 767-3478 (903 amino acids)
Biological process (GO): positive regulation of ceramide biosynthetic process; lipid metabolic process
Cellular component (GO): mitochondrion
Molecular function (GO): protein binding
Source: RefSeq, a predicted model, not a curated record